Molecule: messenger RNA, 492 nt
Organism: Candidula unifasciata
Lineage: Eukaryota; Metazoa; Mollusca; Gastropoda; Stylommatophora; Geomitridae
Source: the annotation of a GenBank genome assembly
AUGGCAGCCACACUCGCUAGACAAGCCUCUAGGUCUUCACAUAUCGUCCAGAAAUGUUCACGCCUGUUUUCUGUCGGCCACAGAGACUACGCUGACAUGGCGUUUACAUUCGCUUCACCUUAUGAUGUGUAUUACAAAGAAGCAAAAGUCAAGCAGGUUGAUGUGCCAACUUUCAGCGGAAACUUUGGCAUCCUGCCAGCUCAUGUGCCCACACUUGCAGUGCUGAAACCUGGUGUGAUCAACGUCCAUGAAGAGGAUGGAACCCUCAAGAAAUACUUUGUCAGCAGCGGCUCAGUGACCAUCAAUGAUGACUCAUCAGUACAAGUGCUGGCGGAAGAAGCACACCCAGUGGACAGGUUUGACCCUGCGGCAAUCCGUGAAAGUCUCAACAAGGCCCAGCAUGACCUGGCUGCAGCUUCGUCCGAGGUGGCCAAGGCUGAGGCACAGAUCGCUCUGGAGUGCCUGGAAGCUUUACAGAAAUCUCUGGACUAG